Crotalus tigris (Tiger rattlesnake) is the source of this 4314-nucleotide messenger RNA. It is a transcript of the gene RRAS, whose product is annotated as RAS related. The record is from RefSeq and is a predicted model, not a curated record. The transcript is spliced from 6 exons. Gene Ontology annotation, molecular function: GDP binding; GTP binding; GTPase activity. Lineage: Eukaryota; Metazoa; Chordata; Lepidosauria; Squamata; Viperidae. Gene Ontology annotation, cellular component: plasma membrane. Bases 183 to 791 code for a protein of 202 amino acids. Gene Ontology annotation, biological process: signal transduction.
CCAAAUAGGGAAGCGGACAGUCAGCAAUCGCCGAGCUUCGCUCCUUAGAGGGCCCACCCUGGAUCUCUCAGCCAUAUUUUGGGGGAUUCGGAGGAUGACUGCUGCGACUGAACGGGUAGGCUUUUGAGUGCAUUGGUCCGAUUCCCUCCCUAUAAGGAAGCGAACAACUUUUGCUAAGCAGGAUGAAUCCCAGCGAAGGUGCGGCGCCACUGGAGAAAUACAAGCUGGUGGUGGUCGGUGGAGGCGGCGUGGGCAAGAGCGCCCUAACCAUUCAAUUCAUCCAGUCUUACUUUGUUUCUGAUUAUGACCCCACAAUUGAGGACUCCUACACCAAAAUCUGCAAUAUUGAUGGUACCUCAACCCGGCUGGACAUUCUGGACACUGCUGGUCAAGAAGAGUUUGGAGCUAUGCGGGAACAAUACAUGCGCACAGGAGAAGGUUUCCUCCUUGUUUAUGCUGUCAAUGAUCGGGGCAGUUUCAAUGAAAUCCACAAAUUCCACACUCAGAUACUUCGAGUGAAAGACCGUGAUGAGUUCCCUAUGGUCCUUGUUGGCAAUAAAACUGAUCUGGACCUUUAUCGACAGGUAACUGAAGAGGAGGCCCUUUACUUUGCUCGGGAAAACCGAAUCCCCUACAUGGAAGCCUCUGCAAAGGUCCGAUUCAAUGUGGAUGAGUCUUUCCAAGAGUUAGUCCGAGCCAUCAGGAGGUUUCAUGAAUCAGAGUCUCCCCCUGCCCCAGCCUUUCACCCCAAAAAGAAGGAACGCAAAAGCUGUCCUUGUUCCAUUCUGUAAACUGACACCCCAUAUCAAGCCACGCAGCCUGGAAGAGGAGGAGGAGCUGCUCAGAUUCCUUCCAACCAAGAAGACAGAGCAGGAUUUUCCUUCUUCCAUCUCUCCGACUACAAUCAGGGCUGGCACUGUGUAUUUUUUAGUUAUGCCAAAAUAUUACCAUUUUUCUCUUGUUGCACAGGAGUCUGUAAACUGAGAACAAAGCAGGGACUAGACAAGUUCUUCUCCUCCAACAUAUCCUGAAUCUAUGGGACAUGCAUUCAAUUUUGUUUGCUACUUUGCCCUCCAUUGUUCUUCCAUGGAAAUCACAUUAAAGAUGCCCCUUUUUCCCAAGGGGCAGAAAAGUUAUUCAUUUAGAUAAAAGGGGCACAGGAUUGUAGAUUUCACUGACAGUUCACUGAUACAAUAAGUUAAUGAAUAGGAAUCAACUGCAAAGGGUCAUUUAUUUCACUGCAGCUAAGGGCAAGCUUUUGCACAUACAUAGAUAUCUACAUGUUCAAAGAUAUGGUACAAAUGCAUUUUAAAAGGUACUAUAUUUUUUUUUAUUUUUUAUAUAUAUAUAUAUCAUAGCUUACAGAUGUAAGCCACACAUGGGCCAAACUGCAAGGGAAGCAGCUGCAAACAGAAUUACACUGUCCUGCAAGUUGCCAAUAUUGACUAUUUUGUUCCUAGAGCAGGGCUAAAAAGAAGCACACUUUAUAGCAGCAUUUUUUAAACUUAACUUUAAGAUGUUUAGACUUCAAUUUCCAGAAUGUGUGGAUCUCAGCUCCUAGAAUUAAUCAGCAAGAAGUCCCAAACCAGCAGCUGAAGUCUUCAAGUUGCCAAGUAUGAAAACAAUGCUUUACAAUAAGGAGAUUUGCAAUAUUGGGGGGGAACAGGGUGAAGCUAGCCAACUCUUGAUAUUUUAGGAGAAGAUUGUUGCCAUAUUGUAAACGUCACCUGGUCACAAAGCAGUUACUAUGAGAGGUAUGGUCAACUAUAAAAUAAAGCGUACAGUAGUUUUAUUAAAGCAACCAGUUUGUUGCAGUGAAAUGGUCACUGAGCAAAAUGAUGACUAAAUGAACUAUGUGACAUAGAGAAAUGCUGCAAAGAUCACUGGUUGCUGCCAUCUCAUUCAGAAAAUGUUAUCUUGUAUAGCACUGCAAGCAUUACUCUCCAGUAUGCAUUGUUGUCAGUGCAGAAAUUUGGUCAUAUGUAUGUACAUUGGUCAGAAAAUGGGUUUUUUUUUUUAUUACUGACUACUACUACUUGCCAUAUUUGUGAGCAGUCAUUAACUGCAGUAGCUACUAAACAAGAACUGGCUGUUUCCAUCAGGUCAAUAAAUGGUGAUGCUCCCUGCAGAGCUAUUUUACUAUAGUAGGUUCUCGAACAUUCUGCCACCCUAGCUUACGUUUUAAGAAGGCGAAGGUUCGAAAUCUUAAAUGCAUGCUAGAAUCAAGUUUCACUGCCAGACUGUUUUGUAAAAUGCUCAGUUCAAAAACUGCUCUGUUGAAGACAUGGCCAGCUUUUGUUAAAUUCAUUCUUUCUUCCCCACUUCUGUAAUGUGCUUGUAAGGGAAAAUGAUGUCAAGAACUUUUUUAAAAAAUUAGCAACCCCGUGCAUUAGUAAAUUUUCUUCUUAGUAGGGUUUCCCAACAUCUCCAGAGAUACUAUCAUGUUGAAGUAUACCAUUGUUAUUGAAAUAUCAGUACUGUAGUUGCAUGCAUGUCUAAUUGGAUGAUUUUUGCCAGUGGAUCCUUACAUUCUUGCAUGCUGUUCACUAUGUCCUUCUAUCAUUUUCAUUAUCUAAUACUUCCAUCAUCCAUCACCUUCCACAGACCUCAGAUGUGUUGAGAUUACAAUUCUCAGAUGAUAUUAGGGUGGGGUAGUGAUUAACAUGGUCAAUCUGGAUCUCUUUGAUUGUGGUUAUAGAAGUUUGCUGGGCCAGUUGCUACCUCCCAGUUACCUUUACCCUACCAAGUAGAUAUGGGAAAAAUGAAGGGGAAAGUGUUAGGCCUUGGACAAUAUACAAGUUAUAGAUACAAGCAGGCAAGACGACGUGCAUAACUAGAGGCAGCCAUCUGCUAGACAGCCUUCGCUUACAUAUCUGAUGCUCCUAGAAUAUAAAGAUCUGCAGUUUAUAAAGUGAGAGGAUGUAUUGAAUGUGCAAGUUUGAACUGCUAAGUUUAAUGUGCAAGUUGAACUGCUAAGUCUCUUGCUCGCUAUUCUCCUACCAUGCUGCAGAGCAUGGCUUUCCAGGUAUACAUGCCAAAGAGUCUCUUGAGCAAAGAUUAUAUAGUAAAGCCUUGGGGUUUUCCCCUUAAUUAUUUAAUUAAUUAAACUGAUUGUGGCAUAUGCCUUUAUAGACUAGAGCCUUUUUAUUAAUUUACAAGGCUACAGUUACAAAAAUGUGCUGUAGUGCCAAAAUAAAUAUUUUAAACUUCUGUGGAUGUUUUAAAUUUCUAAGGGAAGCAGCAACAUCUGACAGACUGUCAAUGUAAUUUAAAAUAUCCCAGAGUAUCCUUGUAAAUUUGCUGUUUCUGUUAAGCCAACAGUUCUGAAACAGCAUGGGAAAGUUUGUGAACUUCUGGUACAAAGUGUUAUUCUAAGGCCAAAAGGAGCAUGCAUACAUAUAUGUGCACAUAGGUACAAGGACAUAUUAGUGAAACUAUAAACUGAUUAAAUGAUAAAAUGGUCAUAGCUUGUGAAUGUAUGACUUAACCAUAAUUUUAAUAAAAGGGAAACAUUCCCAUUACCUGUGUGUAAUUUUACUGUGGUGGUACAUAAUAAGCAUAUAUAAAAGCGCAACAACACUAGGCUAAGGAGGCUGAUAUACUAAGCCACAAUAUGAUUUAUUUGCUUGAUCACAGCUUAUUCUGUGAAAAAAGUGCAUCCUAUAUGAACUUGGUCAAUCUUGUACUGUUAAUUCUACAAAGAGCUAAUUUUUCUCUAAAGAGGAGUCUUCUUUGGGGGGGGGGGCGGAGUGAUCUUGAAACAUUUCUGGGCCUGUUUCCUUUGUAUUGCUGUUCCCUUUGGUCCAACUUCCUAGUGAGGCUUAUGGCCAAUGGAAAGUUGUCAUUCCUCAUACACACCAGUCUUUAUGUGAUACUUUGACAAACUCUUCAGAACAAACUUCCCCAUCUUAAAAAAUAUGGGGCGGGAUAACUUUUUUAAAAAAUGCAUACUUUUGUAUCUUACACUACAUGUAUGUGUAUGUUUAGAUAUAUGGAGAAUGCUAUAAAUUUUAUAAUUGAAUUGCCUGUUGUGAGACAUUUAAUAUGUCUAUGCAUGAAAUGAAAAACAGUAUGCACUUUUAUAUACAGAAAGCUUGGGUGGGGGAAAAUUUUGAAAAUUAUAUAUAAAGUUUAUAGUAUAUUAAAAAGUAUUUGUAAUGACUCAGUAUGAAUUAAAAUGGAGAAUUAAAUGUGUUCUUUACUAAUCAAGUCUGGAAGUUCAAUAUUAAUGUUUAGAGAUUUAUGAUAGCCCUGGAGAUAUAAUUAUAAAACUGUAAUUUCUCCCAGAUAAAAAGUGCUUUCUGCAACCUGAAA